Syngnathus acus (greater pipefish) is the source of this 2251-nucleotide messenger RNA. RefSeq names its product E3 ubiquitin-protein ligase RNF14-like. Gene Ontology annotation, biological process: positive regulation of proteasomal ubiquitin-dependent protein catabolic process; ubiquitin-dependent protein catabolic process; protein polyubiquitination. The transcript is spliced from 7 exons. The record is from RefSeq and is a predicted model, not a curated record. Gene Ontology annotation, cellular component: cytoplasm; ubiquitin ligase complex. The coding region runs from base 128 to 1690 and encodes 520 amino acids. Lineage: Eukaryota; Metazoa; Chordata; Actinopteri; Syngnathiformes; Syngnathidae. Gene Ontology annotation, molecular function: ubiquitin conjugating enzyme binding; ubiquitin protein ligase activity; zinc ion binding.
GCAUAGUUGCUGCGGAUUCUUGUGUAUUACAUCAUCCAGAUGAGAUGAGUCAGCGGCGGGACGGAUAACAACACACCAAGCAGGAAGCACCAUAUGAAUAACAAGCGGCUCAUUUUUGACGUGCGGAAUGGACCUGGAGGAGCAAGAAAAUGAACUGCUGGCUCUGCAAAGUAUCUUCAGCUCAGAGGAGUUUACUCGACAUGAAUCCAAGGCUUUGGGAGAACUUCGAGUGUCAGUGGAGCUGCCCUCGGGAUAUGUGGUGGCACUCGCACAAGGUAACUCAGUGAAGCAGUACAAGGUCUCAUUCCUUCCACCACUGCUUCUGACCUUUGGACUUACUGAGGAUUACCCCUCCUGCUCUCCUCCUUCCUUCACUCUCAGUUGCAAGUGGCUCACACAUGAGCAGCUUGCAGCUCUGGGAGCUCACCUCACCGACCUCUACCGAGCCACCGCAGGGAAUGUGGUGCUCUUCUCCUGGGUACAGUUCCUGAGAGAAGAUACGCUCACGUUCCUGAAUGUCAGUUCUGUGCUGGAGCUGCCCAACGAGCACAGCGCCCCGUACAAGAGCAAAGGCUCGAGAGAUGCUGCGCUCUCGGAACACAAAAGAAAUGAAACCACCUUGCCUUCGGGAUACGAAAAUGUUCAAACUCAUCACCUUUCGGGUUUUCUUGCUGACGAUAGGACGAACGGUUGCGACGAAGACUCUCGGGGGGCCGCAGAUUCCAGCACGGCGGACCAAAGUCAUUCAAUCUCUCACCUUGUCACAUGCGGUGAUGUUGAAACACCUGUAAACGUUGCUGGAGACACUUUGGCGGCGUUCUCCACUCUUGCAUUUAGUCCAGCGCAAAUCCUCCUGUCUGAGAUUUUGAUCCACGAUGCAGCCCAGGCACAGAAUGUUUUUGCACGCACAGUUCAUGACUGCGCCGUGUGUUUCGUGAGCUACCUGGGUUCCGAAUGCAUAAAGAUCGAGGAGUGCGGUCACGUCUUCUGCCGGGCCUGUCUCGCCCAGUUCUGCAGGUUGCAGAUAACUGAGGGAAAUGUACUCGGGGUCACCUGCGCUCAGGCGGGCUGCACGGCCUCGCCCACACCGGCGCAAGUGGCGAGUCUGGUAGGAGAGGAACAGUUCAGACGCUACGACCGGCUUCUUUUGCAGUCCAGCCUGGACCGCAUGGCAGAUGUGACGUACUGCCCACGGCCCUCCUGUGCAUCACCCAUCAUUGUGGAGGAGGCCAGCUCUGCAGCGCUCUGCUCCGUUUGCGCCUUCGCCUUCUGCGUCAGCUGCAAGAAGACCUACCACGGAACUCAAGGCUGCACACCAGCUGGGUUGCCCAGGAGACUGCAAAGCAAAGACACGGAGGACAGCGGUGCAACCCUGCCACACUCACUCGAGGGUAUGAAGUUCCUGUGGGAUGACUACGUCAGUGGCAGUAAGCAGAGGCGCCGUCUGCUGGUGAGCAGGUACGGUCGCAAGGUUCUUUUCCUCAAUCUGGAGUCAUCACUGAGUGAGGGAUGGAUUCAUCUCAACACCAAAAACUGUCCGUCCUGCUUCAGCAAGAUAGAGAAAGACGCCGGGUGCAACGUAAUGACAUGCUCACAGUGUCGUCGAAAAUUCUGCUGGAUCUGCCUGGCCGUGCUUUCAUUCAGCAGUACACAGCAACACUUUGAGAAUGGCGCAUGUUCCCAUCACUAAUGAUAAACGAUGACCAGCACUUUUGCUGGAGCUGAGCUCAAUACAUUUAGACUACUCCGAUUUUAUGCCAAUACGAGUUUACACUGUACACUGUGGCUUUUUUGUUUUCUUUUAAUUUUUUUAAACUUGGACCAUUGCACGCUGGAAGUGAAUGUAUCAUAAGACACAUUACUCUAAUAAACAUCUCAAGUUGGUUAUUAAUAUAAUCAUGUUUAUUCUUCAGUAAGAAUAUACUGUCUUCAGUCAUCAGGGGAAAAUAAUAUCAUUGAGUGGCAUGUUUCAUUUCUGAGCAACAGUAUUAUGACAAUUGUAAUGCCCGCGUCAGCACAGCGUAGAAAAUAACAUCAGCGUAGGCUACCGAAUACCAAAAAUGAUCUCAUCUUAUUAAUGCAACAAAUAAGCCCCAAAAAUGUUUGUCUGCAAUGUGUAACCCAAAAGAAAACAAAUCUCCUGUGCCGAUUGGUCACCAAGCUUACUGAUUCUGAGUGCACAAAGAAAUUCUUCUCAAUAAAAUCAGUGCAACCACACUUCAGAAGGGACCAGUGCCCUUGCUACUCUCAA